AUGACAAACUCCAUAGAGAUAGUUAUAGUGGGAGCUGGGGUUGUAGGGUUAUCCACUGCAUUAGCCGUAAGUGAGAAUCUACCAAUUCGUCAUAAAAUUACUAUGAUUGCAGACCAUUUUCCAGAUGACUCAGUGUAUGAACCUGAAUAUACCUCACCUUGGGCAGGGGCCCAUUUUAGACCGUUCCCAAGUAAAAAUGAACACGAAGCAAGAGAAUCAAAACUAACGAGGAUAACGCAAGCCUAUUUUAAGAAAUUGGCUAAAACAAAUCCAGAAUCAUCCAUAAAAUUUGUUAAAGGAAUAGAAUAUAUUGAAAAACCAGAUUCUUAUUACAAAAACCUUUCGAAAGGCUACAUGGAAGACAUUGAGAACUUUAAGGUAUUGGAUGAAAGUCAAUUACCCGAGGGAGUUAAGUUAGGCACUUCCUAUGAUACAUGGGUGCUCAACUCUCCAAUGUAUAUUCAGUUUUUGCAAAGAAAAUUGCGAUUUGAAUAUGACGUCAAGUUUUUGAAAAAGAGAUUAAACUCCUUGAAAGAAGUUAACAAAUAUGUCAAAAAUGACCCAAUUAUAAUCAAUUGUUCCGGUCGUGGUUUGAAGUAUGAAGGUGGCUAUGAUGAAGAUAAUUUUCCUAUUAGAGGCCAAACUUUAUUGGUAAACCCACCGGCUGAGAAUCCGUAUAAAGAUAAGACCAUAACUCAUCAACUGAGCAAUGGAUUAUGGACUUUUUGUAUACCCAGACCAUUGAAUGGCGGUACAAUUGUUGGUGGUACGAAGCAAGUUAAUGAUCUUACGAAUACUCCAAAAGAUGAAGAUACAAAUGAAUUAAUUCGAAGAGGUAGUAAAUUAUUCCCGGAAUUGAUGAAAGAAGAUGAGAAUGGAGAGAAAUAUUUUGAUAUCGUAAAAAUUAAUGUGGGAUUUAGACCAGCUAGAAAAAAUGGAUUGAAUCUAACAACUCAGAGGUAUGAUAAGAACAUUAUCAUUAAUGCUUAUGGCGCAGGUGGAAUGGGCUACGAAUUAUCAUACGGAAUCGGUUUUACAGUUAAUCAGAGUUUGAAGAAUAUUUUAAAUAAGUCAAAGCUAUAA
Messenger RNA from Debaryomyces fabryi, 1083 nucleotides. RefSeq names its product Dao2p (gene DAO2). The transcript has a single exon. Gene Ontology annotation, molecular function: D-amino-acid oxidase activity; FAD binding. Lineage: Eukaryota; Fungi; Ascomycota; Pichiomycetes; Serinales; Debaryomycetaceae. The coding region runs from base 1 to 1083 and encodes 360 amino acids. The record is from RefSeq and is a predicted model, not a curated record.